AUGGACACGCCUCAGAGGGGGCAGCAGCAUGCCGGGACGGCUCUCUCUCGAGUCGAGGUUAGUUGGUGCUGUUCCAGAUUUCGCUGAUCUUUUCUCUGUUUUCUCUCUCUGGAUGGUUCCGAUACCGAUGAAGACUAGUGUCCGCUCUUUCCAUCUUCUCUAUCGUCCACCUUAGUCGGUCAUUUUCAAGAUCUGGAGAAAUCGGAGCUUGGAAUGGCGGGAUUCCUCGAUCUGCUCGCUGGAUCUACGCUUAAACUCUCUCGGUAGUUUGCUGUCGCGGGGAAUCCCAUGCAACUGGUUUCUCCACUCGCCUGUUCAAUUUUCUCCCUCCAUCGUCCUGGCUAAAUUGUUUGGGUAAUUCGUCACAGGCAUCUGAAAUAUAGAUGACUGGUCUUAAUACAUAAGUCCAAUUUAGAAGCUCUUUAGCAAGUGCCGUCGUUUCAGUCGAUCCGGUCUUCAGAAUGGUUUUCCUGCGAGGGGAUUUCUGGUUGACAGUCUUGAUCGUCGUUUUAGACAAUGCAAUUCGCAAAUGAUACAAAUGCAUUAAUGUAACAUUAUCCGAUUUUUCUUCAUCUUUUUUCUGUGUUCUGUUGCAGGAUUCACCGGUCUUCAGUUACAUCAGCAGUCUUUCUCCUAUUAAACCCGUCAAAUCCGUGCACAUAACGCAUGCUUUGCCUUUGAAUUUCUCUUCACCUCCCUCAGUUUUUGCUUCCCCACAUGUGAACACCCAAAAGGAACGUAAAAUUCCAAUCAGGUAACAGCUUCACUAGCCAAUAUUUCCUGUACGUUCUUGGACUUUCGUCAACGAAUAUUCAUGAUUCCCCUGCUUGUUUCGUUUUCAGAUACCCUGUUCUAGACUCGUCGGCACCUGAUUUUUCUUCUGAGGAUGGGGACGACAAAAGUCUCUCUUAUGUUAUGCCGAAUCUCCUCAAGCUCUCGGAGUGUGCCAUUGAUGAGAAAGCUAACUGCAGGACAAAAUGCCUGUUAAAUGAGGCUAAUGUUGACCCUCCAGAGGAAUGCCAGAAGUUAACAUCCCAUCUAUCCAGAUCGUUGGAGUAUGAUUGUGGUAGUCCUAAUCAUAAUACUGCGCCUUGUUAUGGUUCUCAAAACAAAGUUGACCUUAAAAGGGUCAGAGUUAGCCUGGUUGACUUUGCUUGUGAUGUUCAGGAAGCGGUAGAAUCCUCUGCAAAUGACAUUGAAGGUGAGGAUAUACGUUGUCAGGUACACAGCAAGGAAGAAGUGUCAAGCUGUGACUGGGAAAAUCUUAUUACAGAUGGCAGUGUAAAUCUCUUCGUUUUUGACCCUUCAACUGAAUCAGAAGCCUGCGAGGAGCGCUGUCAGAAGGUUAGGGGGCAAGAUGCCAAUUACUCAACUUCCUAUUCUUUGAGAAUUUCUGAAGACAGCAUUGGUGAUCCACAGAGAAGUCACCCAGCUGGGGCUCUGGCUACCUGCCUUAAAAGCACCGCACUAGAUGUGUCAGGGGAUUAUGGCCAACAAGUUUUUAGCCAAAAUAACUCUGAACACACGCCACAAGUUCCUCCUACAUGUCAGCAGAAUAAUCAGGAAAUUAGUGAUCAAUUUGAGAAAAUGGAUGAUGAAGUUGGUGACCAUGACCUCUUCGACUAUGAGGUAGAAUUGAACUUUCAUAUGAUGUUCGUAAUCUAACCUAUGAUACAAACGGUUGUUUUCCGAUUAAUAUCUUCUCUUAAAUGUAUAAUUAUUAGUGAAACUGUUUCUCUCUGUAUUUUCUCACUAGGGUUUUGUUAUCUUUGGUCAAAUUAUGCAGACUGACUACCAGCACCAACGUGGAUUUCGAAGACGCUGUUUAGUGUUUGAGGUGGCCGGAUCACAUGUGGUUGGUGAUUCAAAAGACAGUUCUUCAGCUUCAUUUUCGAUUAGUUUCAAACAUAUUUCUGGGGAUAAGCAGCAAACUUCUUCAAAACCUAGCUCUGGUCCUCGUCAACAUGCACUUCCCAGUAUUGGCUUGCAUUUGAAUUCUCUUGCGACAUCAUCUAAAGUGAGGAUUGCAACUGAAGAUAAUCUUCCCUCUGGGAGAAAGCUAUUGAGCCUUCCAUGCUCUACUGGCGCAAUUUCUUCUUUAGUAACUUUACAGAAAACUUCAAGGGGUUCCUCAGUGGCUGAGGAGGACCUAUGUCCUGGAAAUGACCCUCAGGAACUUACAGAGAUGCGGAACUAUUUACAAUCACCAGCCAUCUCUGGUGAAGAAUUGGAUCUCAAUAGUCCCAAAAAGAAAAAGUAUCUCUUUGCCAUCAAUAUCUGGAUUUUCUCUUUUUUUUAUCAUUAUUUUCAAGUCUUAUAAAUUGGUUGGUUGUCACAUGCAGGUGCAAGCUUGAAAAUGGUGGUGAGCAUGGAUCUUGUAGACGCUGCAACUGUAAAAAGUCAAAGUGCUUGAAGCUGUAAGUAUAUCUCACUUGUCAUAUUUUCUCUUCUCUGGAUGCCACGUCAACUUAUCACCAUCAUCGUUGAUGUGGCAAUACUUGGUAAUUCAGAUACUAUGCUGCUUGUCCUAGAUGAGGCGGUUAAGAGGGGGCCUGGGGGACGUUCAAUUGCAGGUGUCCUCGCUAUGAUGAAAUUUGGAUAUAGAUUUCUUUUAACAUCUGAACUAAAAGUAUGAUUGAAUUGAAAAUUACCUUGGACCUAAAACUGCGAUGGAAAUUUUCUAACUAAUUCAUUUGUGAAAAACUGGGGCCCCAAUGGACUGAGCAGCCUAAGACGAAGGUCAGCAAAAGUUACCAGCGCUGGGCUGGUCUGGGCCUACUUUUCUUCUGGGCCUCCUCAUGGCCAAAUUCUAGAAGAGCAGACCAGACUAGGCUGGACUAAUGGGCUGGGUUAGGCUGUCGAAAUAUUUUCUUCCCUCUGAUACUCCGAACUAGCUUGGGGUUCUAUUAGUUCUGUGGCUCCUAAUCUAUUUUAUGGUUUCCCGGUUCCAAAAUAGCUUUCUGAAUGAAAGUGUUUUUUUCCUUAUGCACAUUCUCACUCAGAGAGAUUGUUCCAUGUUUUUGGACGUCUUUGUACUCUGGAUCUUCUAAUGAUGGGAUGCUACAAAGUCAUGAGUUCAUGAGAUUCUCAGCUUCUUUUGUGAUUUGGUUUUUCGAUGUAGCUAUUGUGAAUGCUUUGCUGCGGGAGUCUAUUGUGUUGGACCUUGUGCAUGUGAAGGAUGCUUGAACAAGCCCAUCCAUGAGGACAUUGUUUUGGCUACUCGCAAACAGAUAGAGUCCCGCAAUCCCCUUGCAUUUGCUCCAAAAGUGAUUAGAGCAUCUGCCCCAGCGACGGGCAUCGGGGUAGGAAUCUAAAUAGCCUGUUCUUAUCCUAGGUUUGAAGCCCAGUGAAUUAAAAACUGGCCUUUAAAUUCAGCAGGAAGAUAUUAACAAAACCCCUGCCUCAGCAAGGCACAAGAGAGGCUGCAACUGCAAAAAGUCAGGCUGCCUGAAGAAAUAUUGUGAAUGCUACCAGGUUUUUCUUCUUCGACCUGUUGAGAUAGACGCUCGUUUUCUCUUGCACCAUUGGAGCCUGAUGUCUUUGCUUUUUUUCUAAAAGGGAGGCGUUGGAUGCUCAGCUAGCUGCCGAUGUGAAGGGUGUAAGAACACUUUUGGCAGAAGGGAAGGUAAGCUUUUUCCUUCUUACUGUCACUCGAUUGACUUUUUUAGUUGAAUUUUCAUCAUCAUCAUCAUCAUCAUCAUCAUCAUCAUCGUAAACGUUUGAUGAUCGGGCGUUAUGCUGAGAAUUUGGUGAAUGUUGUCUUGGGUUUCCAGAUUAUUGAAUUUUGGUUCAUUAACUACUCUCUAGUUAAACUAGAAUCGAAUGCAACUGCCUAAACCAUGACUCCUGUUGAUUGAAGCGCAUAGCGGCUUUGUCAUUACAGGAGUUGACUAAAGAUGGGAUUGAGAUGCCUUUUUUCAACAGGUGUUCUACCAAUGGUGAGUGAGGAAAAUGAGCCUAAAGAGGAGCAGCACGUGGAUCCUUGUGGUGACGAUGGGGUGGAGUUUCCACACGAGGCCGACUGUCUCCAUGACAACGAUUCGCCCGUCACCCCAUCCUUCCAAAUCAGCAGGUUAAUCCCCAUCGCCAUACUUCUUCACAUCUUUUUUGCUUCAUUGCAAAGCUGCAGCUGCUGAUCAGCUUCGUCACCUCACCUUACAGACCACCUCUCAGACCUCCCUUUUCAUUUAGUGAGAAGCCUCCAAGAUCCUCUGUGGCAAGCAUUGGAUCGUCGCCUCUACUGAGUGCGUGCCACAAGCUUCAGAAAUCUGGUCUUGCCAAGUCAAAACUCGAGAAGCAUCUCCAGACAGCUCCUGAAGAUGAGACUCCCAAGAUCUUGAGAGAGAUGCCUUCUCCCCUCAAUGCCGUGAAGACGGCCUCGCCGAGCAGGAAGAGAGUUUCCCCCCCGCAGCAUGAGAUUGGUUCAUCUCCCAGCCAAAAAGGCGGCCGAAGACUGAUACUGAGAUCCAUCCCAUCCUUCCCAGCUCUGACUGGCGUUUCAUCCAACGAUCCUCCAGAAACUGCUCUCUGA
This is a messenger RNA of Spirodela intermedia, 4531 nucleotides long. NCBI's taxonomy places the organism in Eukaryota, Viridiplantae, Streptophyta, Magnoliopsida, Alismatales, Araceae. The record is from the annotation of a GenBank genome assembly.